AGAGCCCACUGCAGGAUGGCGCAAAGCGUUGCUCUACCGGAGGAAGCGGUGUGCUUCUGUGGUUUGGUUCAUCACGACGGCCCGACGGGUCUAUCAGAAGCUCUGAGCACAGGAAGCAUCUCUCUGUGACGAGAUUAAAGUUGAAGGUUCAAGAUGACUGCGUUCAUUGUUAUCACGUCAGGCAAUUGAACUGCAGUUUCCUCUCGGUCUCAGUGGUGCUAUUCAGGAGUAAGUAAAUUGGGUUAGGACUAAUCAUCGGUUUAAAUUAAUGCACGAAAAAAUACCAGACCUCAAUUGUCAAAAAGUUUAAAGUUAAAAAAGUAUGCGUUUUGACCACUAUGAACUCAUAUUUUUCUUUUUUGGGUUGAGUUGUUACAAUUUAUCCUACAGCAGCCAUGAUAUGACAUUUUCCAGCUCGUCGCUGUCCUUUCUAAAGCCCAGAGCGACGUCACGUCUGGAACGGUACAUUUGACCUACUUUAUCCUCUUCAGUCGUUCAGCGUUUCUAGCUCGUGGCCUCAUGUGCUGGAGCCACUGGUGGCCCCGUUCGGACUGCCCAGCCCCCAGUCGCAUGUGUUUCCUUUUAUUUGGCUUAACUCAACAUAAGAAAGCAUACUUCGAAGUCUGAGCUACCCCGUGCUGACUGAAGAAUGCGUAUGAGGCAUGGACGGGGAAGUAGAGGUAAGAAUCCUAAAGUUGGUGUGUUAUCUUGUGUGCACAUGCAAAAAGAAUCCACGUCUGCAUGUCGCUGCUUGUCAUCUGACAGGUGUGUGUGUGUGUGUGUGUGUGUGUGUGUGUGUGUGUGUAUAGGUGUGUGUGUGUGUGUGUGUGUGUGUGUGCGCGCGCGGUGUGCAUGCGCUCAAAAGUUGUUUGACUCUUGUAUGUCACAACUGUUUUUCGAAUAACUGUUUCUCCGCACAUUCUCCGGUCAUUGGAGACAUUUGAGUAAUGACCCCCCUAGACCCCAGUGUGGGGCUGAGGGGGGACGGCCUAUUGACGGCAGCUGUUUCUCAUUUCACCAGCGGGUCCGCCCAUGCUGUGCCCGGCGUUAUGUGUGAGUGUAUCAGUAACGACAAUUGACCGGAUUAAGCAACGCGCAAGGGCUUUCAACUUGGGAAGGAAAGGCUCCACGAUAACGGGGGAAGAGGAACUGAACCUGACUUUUAACGGGAGAGAAGCACAGAGUCCGCGGUCGUCCAAUUAAAUCCCCCUUUGAGAGCCUCCUAAUUGGACGAGGCCCCGCCCACGUUUUCUCCAUCCCCCUGUGGCUCCGCCCCUCUGGGAUCACCCAACGGGGCCCCCCCUGUCCUCUCCUCCUCCUCCUCUCGCUGAGACCGCCCUCCACCCCCUCUCAGCGGCCCCCCAUGCCGUUGUGGACCGCUAGCCCCGCCUGCGGCCUGUGAGCGGCGUGCAGCCGGGCGACGGCGUGCCAUGGCGCCCAGGCUGCGCAUCGUGUUCGGCCUCCUGGCGGCCGGCAGCCUGCCCCUCUUCUACCUGAUGAGUGUGAGCCUGGAGGUGUGGACCCCCUGGCACAUGGACCUCCUGGGGCGGGCCUGGUACGCAGCCAGCCCCUCCCCCCCAAGCAGCAUUCCAGGAGAUCGCCUGGGGCCCCUUCGGCUCAACAACAGUCUCUUUGGCCAGGACCCCAGGGCCUCCAGUGUUGACCCGAGCACUGUGGCCCCAGACCCGUCCAGUCCGGGGCCACCGCCGUCCACCACUGCUGCCGCCGGCCAGCCGCCGGCCAGGGGGCCGAGGGUAACCACGUCUAGACCAGCCCCCAUUGAGCUCACUCCCAGGGUGCUGACCAGGGGGCCGAGGGUAACCACGUCUAGACCAGCCCCCAUUGAGCUCACUCCCAGGGUGCUGACCUUCGAGGAGGCCUACAUUGGAGAUACGUACAGCAGAGAAGACAUCCCACCACAGACAACCUGCCCAGAUUCCAUCGCCAGGAAGUGGUCGUCAUCCGGCUUUAAUGGCAGUUUCCUGGGGACCGUUCCGGUUCUUCAGUGGGCCAAGGACGUCACGCUGCUCCAGCACCAGCGCCUGAAGCAGUUUCACGGAGCCUACGGAUGGUUCUCGAUGGAUUAUGACUCGCUGAAGGCCACGCUCUCCGUCCUCAACCUCACGGCCAACCACCAGAUGUUUGACGACUGGGAGCGCCGACGGAACGGCUCGCAGUGCAUCCGCUGCGCCGUGGUCGGCAACGGGGGGAUCUUGAAGGACUCCGGCAAGGGGCCCGAGAUCGACGGCCACGACUACGUGUUCAGGACGAACGGGGCUAUCCUUGAUGGUUUCCAGAAGGAUGUGGGCACACGCACCACCCACUACACCUUCUCCACCAACACUAUGAAGAACUCCAUGGGGGGCUACCGCAGCGCGGGCUUCAGGGGGCCACCGGUGUCCAAGGAGACGCGUUAUGUCUUCCUUCCUACCAGUUACCGGGACUAUCUGAUGGUGAAAGCUGUCGCCACACACACACCGGUGGAGCGAGGCCAAGAUAAAUCCAAAACUCCACCAAAGUACUUCGGAGAGGACGCGACGGCGGAGAAGCUGAAGAUGCUUCACCCAGACUUUGUCCGCUACCUCAGGAACAGGUUCUUUACAGCCCAAACACUGAAGAAGAGAUACAGGGACAUCUUCCGUCCGUCUACGGGAUCUGUGAUGCUUCUGGCUGCUCUGCACACCUGUGACCAGGUCAGCGCCUAUGGCUUCAUGACGCCCGACUAUAGCAAGUACUCGGACCACUACUUUGACAAAACCUACCACAAGGUGAUAUUCUACGCCAACCACGAGUUCCGCUUGGAGCUGGAGCUGUGGCAGCAGCUGCACAAGGCUGGCCUCAUGCGGCUGUUCAUGAGACCAUCGACCACGGGGAGCCCUCGACCAGCUACACACGGCCCCCAGAGUAACGGGACGGGGUAAUCUGGGGGCCGGAGGACCUGCCGUUUUUAGGACAGAUUGGGCAAAGAGCACUGAGGGUUUUUUUUUUUCCUCAAAGCUUUUUUUUUUAAGAUUUUUAUUUGGUGAAGGGCUUUCCGUGUACGCAGUGGCGGUUUUGGGCACGGGCGAACCAGGCAGCUGCCCGGAGCGCCAUAUUUGUGGGGGGCGCCAAAUCACAUGGGGGGGGGGGGGGGGGGCACAAGCAAGCAAGCAAAAAAAAAAAAAAAUUCAAUGAAGUACGUAACAUUGUGUGGGGAAUUCGUAUUGUGGCGCCCCCGCUGGCUGCAGGCGUACACCUGCUCGUUGAUACGGGUCCGUGCACAGACGGAAUGAAUCAGGGAACAUAUUUUUUAUACUGUUGAAGGACUUUCUGGGGAUGAAUCAAUGGGUGAUUUAAGGGCUUAAAACUUAGACUUGCAUUGUGCAAUUUCUGACUGUGAUUUUGAUUUCUGAAAUUUGUUACCAGGUAAAAGGCUGACCUCCAACCUGCUGGGGUUAACAAAAGUUUCAA
Gadus macrocephalus (Pacific cod) is the source of this 3450-nucleotide messenger RNA. RefSeq names its product alpha-N-acetylgalactosaminide alpha-2,6-sialyltransferase 2-like. Gene Ontology annotation, molecular function: sialyltransferase activity. The transcript is spliced from 10 exons. Bases 1431 to 2921 code for a protein of 496 amino acids. The record is from RefSeq and is a predicted model, not a curated record. Lineage: Eukaryota; Metazoa; Chordata; Actinopteri; Gadiformes; Gadidae.